Messenger RNA from Suricata suricatta (meerkat), 1448 nucleotides. It is a transcript of the gene AGMAT, whose product is annotated as agmatinase. The transcript has 9 exons. The coding region runs from base 1 to 1278 and encodes 425 amino acids. Gene Ontology annotation, molecular function: metal ion binding; agmatinase activity. The record is from RefSeq and is a predicted model, not a curated record. NCBI's taxonomy places the organism in Eukaryota, Metazoa, Chordata, Mammalia, Carnivora, Herpestidae.
AUGGAAGCACGGCCGCCGCGACCGCCGCGGUCCCAGCGCGUGGCCGAAACGUACCUGCGCUGCCUCACGUCCCCGCAGCGGUCCAUCCCGGGAGGUGGAGUUGAGAGCUUCCGAGCUGGCCCGGGUUUGGGAUGUGCCGCGGCCAGUGCGGGCUUCUCGCGGCCGCCGCCUACUCUGCGGCGGGAGCCCGGGCGGCGAUCCCCACCCCUGUGCGCCCUUCGGUCGUGCGGGCUCGUGGUCCCCCGCCGGGCCUCCGACGCCCGGAACCAGCCCCCCAGCUCCGAGGUCGUGGCCCGGCCGGUGGGCGUCUGCUCCAUGAUGCGGCUGCCGGUGCAGGCCUCCCCCGAGGGGCUGGACGCCGCCUUCGUGGGGGUGCCCCUGGACAUCGGGACCUCCAACCGGCCCGGGGCGAGGUUUGGACCCCGGCGGAUCAGGGAAGAGUCGGUGUUGCUUCGAGCGGCCAACCCGAGCACGGGGGCCCUGCCCUUCCAGUCCCUGGCGGUGGCAGAUCUCGGCGACGUGAACGUCAAUCUUUACAACCUUCAGGACAGCUGCCGUCGAAUUCAAGAGGCCUAUCAGAAAAUCGUCGCGGCCGGCUGCAUUCCUCUGACCUUGGGUGGAGAUCACACAAUCACAUAUCCUAUAUUGCAAGCGAUGGCAAAAAAGCAUGGCCCCGUGGGGCUGCUUCAUGUGGAUGCUCACACGGACACGGCCGACAAGGCCCUGGGGGAGAAGGUCUACCACGGAGCGCCCUUCCGCCGCUGCGUGGACGAGGGACUCUUGGACUGCAAGCGUGUGGUGCAGAUCGGCAUCCGGGGCUCUGCCUUGACCCUGGAUCCCUACAGAUACAGCCGGAGCCAGGGCUUCCGGGUGGUCCUGGCUGAGGACUGCUGGAUGAAGUCCCUGGUCCCUCUGAUGGGAGAAGUGAGGCAGCAGCUGGGAGGCAAGCCCAUGUACAUCAGCUUUGACAUUGACGGCUUGGAUCCCGCCUAUGCCCCGGGGACAGGAACACCGGAAAUUGCUGGUCUCACCCCUAGUCAGGCACUGGAGAUCAUCCGGGGUUGCCGAGGCCUGAACGUGGUGGGCUGUGAUCUUGUCGAAGUGUCGCCGCUUUAUGAUCCUUCUGGUCACGGUCGUCUGAACCUGGUGCUUUCCCAGAUGAAACAGUGGCUUGUGUCGACGACAAACUCAGGAAUUUACGUGCCAGCGGUCUGCGUGCUCAGACUUCCCGCUAGAGUGUCCCUGGAGGCUGUAAACUCAGGGCAUUCCGAAGUCUGACCGACAACUAGUAUUUCUAAGGAGUCUGAAUUAACUAAAAAAAAGAGAAGCAUGCGUGUUGUUCUGACGAAAGACGGUGGAGGAUAAAGGGAAGAGGGACGAAGCAUUUAGUCUAAAAACUGGAGAGAAGAAAUAAUAAAUAAACGUAUGACAGAAUGCCGUAUACACAU